Odobenus rosmarus divergens (Pacific walrus) is the source of this 1705-nucleotide messenger RNA. RefSeq names its product FGFR1 oncogene partner (gene CEP43). The record is from RefSeq and is a predicted model, not a curated record. Gene Ontology annotation, cellular component: centrosome. Gene Ontology annotation, biological process: microtubule anchoring. The transcript is spliced from 13 exons. Gene Ontology annotation, molecular function: protein binding. NCBI's taxonomy places the organism in Eukaryota, Metazoa, Chordata, Mammalia, Carnivora, Odobenidae. Bases 79 to 1278 code for a protein of 399 amino acids.
CGUCGCCGCGCGGCGUGCGGAAUCUGCGGCGGCCGUUGGCCGUUGGCGCGGCUUGGGCGGUUGUCUUGGAGAAGCAAGAUGGCGGCGACGGCGGCCGCGGUGGUGCCGGAGGAGGACACGGAGCUGCGAGACCUGCUGGUGCAGACUCUGGAGAACAGCGGGGUCCUGAACCGCAUCAAGGCUGAACUCCGAGCAGCUGUGUUUUUAGCCCUAGAAGAGCAAGAAAAAGUAGAGAACAAAACUCCUCUAGUCAAUGAGAGCCUGAGAAAGUUUUUAAAUACGAAAGAUGGCCGGCUGGUGGCUAGUCUUGUUGCAGAGUUUCUCCAGUUUUUCAAUCUUGACUUCACCUUGGCCGUUUUUCAGCCUGAAACCAGCACAUUUCAAGGUCUUGAAGGUCGAGAGAAUUUAGCCCGAGAUCUAGGUAUUAUUGAAGCAGAAGGUACUGUGGGUGGACCUUUAUUAUUAGAAGUGAUCAGACGUUGUCAACAGAAAGAAAAAGGGCCAACCAAUGGGGAGGGUGCACUAGAUCUGUCUGAUGUACAUUCUCCACCAAAGUCCCCAGAAGGCAAAACAAGUGCUCACAGCAGUCCCAGUAAGAUACCGAGGUAUAAAGGACAAGGUAAGAAGAAGACAAGCGGGCGGAAGCCUGGCGCCAAGAAGGCCAGUAAUGAUGCUAGUCAGAGUGAUACGAGUGUCUCCUCGUCAGAACCAAAGAGCAAAAGCGGUCUCCACUUGCUGGCCCACGAAACAAAAAUUGGAUCUUUCUUAAGUAACAAAAGUCUAGAUGUCAAAGACAAAGCUGGUCUUUGUCCAGGUGAAGAUGAUAUGGAAGGGGAUUCUUUCUUUGAUGAUCCCAUUCCUAAACCAGAAAAAACUUAUGGUUGGAGAAGUGAACCUAGUAAGCAAGCAGGAAGCCUUGCAUCACUCUCUGACGCGCCCCCCUUGAAAAGUGGACUCAGCUCCCUUACCGGAGCCCCCUCAUUGAAAGGCUCUGAAAGUAAAAGAGGAAACACAGUUUUGAAAGAUCUGAAACUGGUCAAUGAUAAAAUUGGAUCACUUGGAUUAGGGACUGGAGAAGAAGAUGACUACAUUGAUGAUUUUAAUAGUACCAGCCAUCGCUCAGAGAAAAGUGAGCUGAGUAUUGGUGAAGAGAUCGAAGAAGAUCUUUCUGUGGACAUUGAUGACCUCAAUACCAGUGAUAAACUUGAUGACCUGACACAGGACCUGACUGUGUCCCAGCUCAGUGAUGUUGCGGAUUAUCUGGAAGAUGUUGCAUAGACGUGAAAGAAGGAAGUAUUCUAAUCAACAAAGGACAAAGGACUCUGAUCAGUUCCAUUUUUUUUUUUCCCCCAAUCACUCUUUGCUGGAAUGUCUGCUCCCUGUUGGUGCCUUGUGUUUCAAAAAGACUGCAGAUAUUUUUAAAAAUUUAAGUUUUCAUUAUACUAAACAAAAGCUUCCUACUUGAGCCCAUGUGUGGAAGAUACCGUAUUCUUAAUUUGGUUUGGCUACACAUUUCUUUGUGGAAGUUGAUUAUCUACAACUCAAAUUCAUUACAAGGAGUGAACCCAUGAAAAUACGCGUAUUAAGAGCUUACUGAAAGGUGUCAAUAAAGCUGUAGGUUCACACAACUCUGUGUGUGUGUGUGGCUUUAGCCAUCCAGAAUCCAAGUGUAUUUGACAUUAGGCGGUUGUGCAGAGAGUUGGCA